UGAGUUGCUGCUGGGAAAUCAUGAAUUUCCAAAAAAUCAAUAUGAGGAGGACAUAGUUAACAUUCCUUUCAGUCACAAUAUUAUGCAUCCAAGCCAUAAAAACAAAAUUUUUGAUUUCAUGUGUAUUUUCAAGUUUGUUCCAUGAAGUGUCAACAUGAAAAACGACACAGAAGUCACCACAUUUGCACUGAAGGGCUUCACAGACAAUCUUGAACUGCAGGUCACCUUAUUUUUUCUGUUUCUAGCAAUCUACCUCUUUACUCUGAUUGGAAAUUUAGGACUGGUUGUAUUGGUCAUUGAGGAUUCUCGGCUUCACAUCCCCAUGUACUAUUUUCUGAGUGUGUUAUCAUUCUUGGAUGCCUGCUAUUCAUCAUCUGUUACCCCAAAUAUGUUAGUAGAUUUUAUGUCAAAGAAUAAAUCCAUUUCAUUCCCUGGAUGUGCAACACAAAUGUUUCUUGAUAUUACUUUUGGGACCACAGAAUGCUUUCUCUUGGCGGCAAUGGCAUAUGAUCGCUAUGUAGCAAUCUAUAACCCACUUCUCUACUCAGUUAACAUGUCACCCAGAGUCUAUGUGCCACUCAUCACUGCUUCUUAUGUUGGUGGUAUUGCGCAUGCUACUUUACACACAGUAGGAACAUUUAGCCUCUCCUUCUGUGCAUCCAACGAGAUCAGACAUGUCUUUUGUGAAAUCCCUCCACUCCUUGCUAUCUCCUGUUCUGACACUCACAUCAACCAGCUUCUACUCUUCUACGCUGUGGGUUCUAUUGAGAUAUUCACCGUCCUGAUUGUUCUGAUUUCCUAUGGUUUCAUUUUGUUGGCCAUUCUGAGAAUGCAUUCUGCUGAAGGGCGACGAAAAGUAUUUUCCACUUGUGGCUCUCACCUAACUGGAGUGUCAAUUUACCAUGGAACAAUCCUCUUCAUGUAUAUGAGACCAAGUUCCAGAUAUGAUUUGGACCAUGACAUGAUAGUGUCUAUAUUCUACACCAUUGUGAUUCCCAUGCUGAAUCCCAUCAUCUACAGUUUGAGGAACAAAGAUGUAAAAGAAGCAAUAAAAAUAGUGUUUGGGAAAAAUUGGUUUAUCAAUAAAGUAUAUUUUUAGCAUGAAAAAUAUAUUUUAAAAAAGUCAAGAUUCAUGGCCUGUGUCUCAAUAUGAAGAAGAUAUGAAAAAAUGAAAUUUUAGUUUCAGUUUAUUGGUGCGUUUCUAUUCUUCUUGAAUAUUUUGAAAUAAAGGUAAUAGUCAACCCUUAAACUCUGCUAUUUUAACUCGUACAGAAAAACCUUGCCAUCAAUUUGCUUCUUACUUCGUUCAAGCUGAUACAUGUAUGUAUGUGUAGGUGUGUAUGGGUGUAU
This is a messenger RNA of Loxodonta africana (African savanna elephant), 1350 nucleotides long. RefSeq names its product olfactory receptor 5T9-like. The transcript has a single exon. Bases 155 to 1099 code for a protein of 314 amino acids. Gene Ontology annotation, biological process: sensory perception of smell; G protein-coupled receptor signaling pathway. Gene Ontology annotation, cellular component: membrane. The record is from RefSeq and is a predicted model, not a curated record. NCBI's taxonomy places the organism in Eukaryota, Metazoa, Chordata, Mammalia, Proboscidea, Elephantidae. Gene Ontology annotation, molecular function: odorant binding; G protein-coupled receptor activity; olfactory receptor activity.